Spodoptera littoralis (African cotton leafworm) is the source of this 3692-nucleotide messenger RNA. NCBI's taxonomy places the organism in Eukaryota, Metazoa, Arthropoda, Insecta, Lepidoptera, Noctuidae. The record is from the annotation of a GenBank genome assembly.
CUCCUUAUAAAUUAAGGGUCGCCUACGUAAUCGGAUCGUAAUGAUAGUUGCAGUAGCAUGCUGAUUAAUUAGUUUAGUGUGAACGCUGCUCAAGACUGCCCUUUAUCAGUAGUCGGCUAACUACGUACAUCGCCGAGUGCCGUGAAGCGGCCAGAUAAAGGAUUUGCAGUUUGUUUAUGCGUUGCAUCGGCGGCGGGAGACGCGAGCGGGGCGUCAGUGCGCGCGCGUUGCCUCGACAGAUGCACGCGUGUCCCCGGCUUGCGCAGUAGUCAGUCGCCUAUGUCGAUGAGUAGACCAUGGCCGAAUGGUCUCUACCCGACCUCGACUGUCCGAUAAACCACUUCGAUCCGUAUCACUACGCGACCUACCCCUCGAGCUGCGAGCACGAGCCCGUGCCGCGAGUUCCCCUCGGUCCGCCGCCGCAAGCGCAACCCUGUCUGCCAGCGAGCGCUGCGGCCACCAUGGCCCUGCACUUCGCGCCGCCGCUGCAAUAUGGCAGCGCGGCAGUGGCCCCCUCCAAAGGAGAGAAUCCGAGGGAGAUCCGCAACCGUGCGGAGAAGAUGAGACGGGAUAGACUGAACCAGUCUGUUGCCGAUCUCGCGUCUAUGGUGCCACCAGUAGUGGCAGCUAGGCUAUUUGGUGACUCGAUUGGGAAGUGCCCACGAGACUUCAGCGCGGCUUCGAUUCAAAAAGUUUUGAGCAUGUUUAAUGGAUUCCUGAUAACUACGACGUAUAGGGGCAUCAUUGUGGUCGUUUCACAAAAUGUCAACCAAUAUCUGGGAUAUAAUGAGAUCGACUUACUCGGUCAAAAUCUCCAUACAAUAACCCAUGAAGCAGACCGGGCCUUGCUUCGCGACCAGCUUAUGCCAAGGUCCCAGAAACUGGGUCCGAAUGGAGAACUCUUGAUACCAGACGAACCUGAUGCCAUAAAAAAAGUCAAAAGGGCUUUGGCAAACGAGAAACGGAAAUUUACAAUUAGGCUUAAGAAGUUGGGCCAGCGGUCUGAGCCCAACCAGUACAUAACAUGCCACGUGGAGGGAUCCCUGAGGAAGUCAGACCGUGCCUGCCGCACCUACAACCGUUGUUGCCAGGUCGUGCGGCGAGCAAGGGCCAGGUCUGACAACCCGUGCUCCAGCGGCAAUGAUAUCGUGUUCAUAGGUAUUGUGCGACCUACGAGCGAAACGUUCAUCAACGAGAGUGCCCUCGAAUCGUACCGAAUGGAGUAUCGCACCAGGCACUCGAUCGACGGCGAGAUUAUACAGUGCGACUCUCGCAUUGCUCUCGUCACCGGCUACAUGACACACGAAGUCAGCGGCGUGAACGCAAUGAAUUUCAUGCACCGCGACGACGUACGCUGGGUCAUCAUCGCUCUUCGAGAGAUGUAUGACCAGCACAGGCUAUUUGGCGAAUCAUGCUACCGACUCAUUACCAAAAAUGGUCAGUCCAUCUACAUGAGGACACGCGGCUCUCUGGACGUCGACAGGGACUCGCGUGCUGUCACGAGUUUCGUGUGUACCAACACUGUUGUCGACGAGGAAGAAGGCAAACAAUUAAUUAAACUCAUGAAAAGGAAAUUCAGGCUAUUGGUAAACAACAAUGAAUCCCCUAGAGUGGAUGAAAUUGAAGAUGCUCCUGAAGAAAAUGAGCAGAAUGAUGACGAGGCGGUUCCGGUUGAAGACCCGCGACGCCUCGAGCAAGUUAUUCUACAUUUGGUCACCAAUUUACCAUCGCCUGCGCCAUCAGAAUCUAAUCAUGAACCAAAUUCUUCACCACAGAAAAGUAAAUCGCCACAUCAUCUUACAAUAAUUCCUCCAAAUAAGGAGCGAAUAGUUAGCGCGAUUGAAAAAAUCUACAAUGUUAUUAAAGCGGUCCCCAGAGAUUCAAACCAUGAAGAGGGAAGUAGCUACGCCGGGUCAAGCCACAGCACUCCCAAGUACAACAAUACAAACCAAAUAGAAAAGAAUGUAGCACCUUCACAGCUAGCACCGGUGGCUCCAUUCCAAAGCUGUCACGUGUCCAACUACGUGCACGUUCCUGAAAAUAUCUUCAGAUACCCUCCACCAACCCCUGACAUACCACAACAAGAAUACAAUCCACCAUCGAUUCUAAACACAGUGGCGUCUCCUGAUUUGGGUUAUUUUGACUCGUCACCAAGUCCAUUCUCUGACUUUACACUAUUUUUGGGUAAUUUCGAUCAGAAUGAAAAUGCUGAUGACAUUUUCUAUGAGCAACCUCUUCCUGCUACUGUGGAGGAAAUCCCAUAUGAGAUACCAGAACCGACGCACUACAUGCCGUCCCAAUAUUCAGUGCCAGCAGACUUGUUUGAACCAUAUCUGUACCCAGAACCGAGCACAAGUACCUACUCCUGUGGAAAUAAGCGACGUAAUGAGUUUGACGAUUGCGAGGUUGCUUACAAAAAGAAGGUGACAGAAACCGAAGUAUUCCGAACAAAUGAACAAAGUUCAAACUCAGGAUCCCCACUUGAAUCGUUAUUUGAUGAAUCAUUUUUGGACAGUGACCAAAUUGAAUCGGCAUUGAAUUCUUUGGACGAGUUUGAUCCAUCGUUUCUUGAUUUAUUGAGUUCCUCUGAGGUCGAAGAUAUUCUGGGCGAAAUUGAGGAACACACUGAAGAAGAGGAGCAAAAGCCACCAGAUGUCGAUUUGUCAAAUUAUGAAUAAGUUUUUAAAUACAAAACUCACUAAUGUUUUGUGAUUAAUCUAUUAACGUGUUAGAUCGAUCAAAAUUGAGGUUUUGUUCAAUGUCCUGUUGAUUCUGUUGAAAGCAGCUGUUGAAUGUAGUGCUCUGUGGCCAAGAAGCCACUCUCAGAACCCUACAGCAACUGUUUUAAUAAUUUGUCUCAGACAUAUUUGAAACGAUUUUCUGAGACGUAAGUACUUCUUGUACCUUUAUUUCAAAGUUGAAUUGUAAAGAUCUCGGAUAGAAUAUUAUGUCGAUUUAGUUUAUAUUAAUGGUAGAUGUUAUGACAUAUUUUAGCUAUAGUGGUAGGGCUGUAGUUGUUAUGGAUUUAGUGUCAUUAACCUUUGAUGUCAAGAUUUCAAAAUUACGGGUCCUUGUAGUCACUGUUAAGCGUAAUAAGUAUCUAGAUGUUAAGCAAAUUAAAAAAUAGCAUUGGCAUUUAGUUUAUGAAUAAGGCGUUUUUCAUUAUCAGCUCAGUGGUUUCUCUAAUUAUAGGGUUAUUUUACAACUAGCAUUGAUUCAAUAAUAAUACGGCACGUACUAUAUUGUUGAUGAGUCUCAAUGUUUAAAAAAGUAUAAAGUUAUGAAUAACCCUGUAUUCAUCAACGUUGAUUAGCCCAGGAUAUAACUGGUUAGUUUUAAACAGGUGUUCCAAAAUGGACACUUUAAUAUACUUAAGUUUAUUGUUCUUAUAUAUCCAUGUUAUGAGUAGUGGUAGCUAUAUCGUUAGUAGUGUACGAAUACAUGUAGCUUGUAAUUAAGUCGAACAGUUUCGACUAAAUAACUUGUUUAAGAUUAUUCUAAGCUAUGUAAGUGUAAGCGCAAAUUUUGAUUUGAUUAACCGCUUGCGCUAUACCCGAACACGCCUACAGAAUUGUAGCAAGCAAAAUAUUUCGUUAAGACACCUUAAUUAGUAAUCUAUAUUGCCAAAGUUAAACAAAAAUUAUAAAUGUUAAACUUAAAUAAACUAGUCACGUCAACCAUUUUGUCACAAC